Closterium sp. Naga37s-1 is the source of this 3792-nucleotide messenger RNA. The record is from the annotation of a GenBank genome assembly. Lineage: Eukaryota; Viridiplantae; Streptophyta; Zygnematophyceae; Desmidiales; Closteriaceae.
AUGCGCUCUCUCACGGGCACUCUCACGCGCUCAAUCACGCGCUCUCUCACGCGCUCUAUCAAGGUGCACUCUCAGGCGCACUCUCCCGCGCGCUCUCUUGCGCUCUCUCUCCCGCACUCUCAUGCACAUUCUCUCUCUCACAUGCUUUCUCUCGCGCACUCUCAUGCACAUUCCCUCUCUCACACGCUCUCUCACGCGCACACUCACACGCUCCCUCACACGCUUUCUCACACGCUCUCACACACGCUCUCUCACGCGCACUCUCACGCGCUCUUUCACGCACAUUCUCUCUCUCACAAGCUCUCUCACGCGCACCCUGUCACGCUACCUCACACGCUCUCUCACGCGCUCUCACACGCGCUCUCUCACGCGCACUCUCACGCGCUUUCUGACGCGCUCUAUCAAGGUGCACUCUCAGGCGCACUUCACACGCUCUCUCUCGCGCUCUCUCUCCCGCACUCUAACGCACAUUCUCUCUCUCACACGAUCUCUCACGCGCACCCUGACACGCUCCCUCACACGCUCUCUCACGCGCUCUCACACGCACUCUCUCACGCACUCUCACACGCGCUCUCUCACGCGCACUCUCACCCGCUCUCUCACGCGCUCUCUUACGCUCUCUCACGCGCUCUCUCAUGCGCUCUAUCACGCGCCCUCUCAUGCGAUCCCUCACGCACUCCCUCACACGCUCUCUCAAGGUGCACUCUCAGGCACACUCUCACGCGCUCUCUCUCGCGCUCUCUCCUGCACUCUCACGCGCACUCUCACGCGCUCUCUCUCGCGCUCUCUCUCCCGCACUCUCAUGCGCAUUUUCUCUCUCACGUGCUUUCUCUCGCGCACUCUCACACACAUUCUCUCUCUCGCACGCUCUCUCACGCGCACCCUCACACGCUCCCUCACGCGCUCUCGCACGCACUCUCUCACGCGCACUCUCACACGCUCUAUCACGCGCUCUCUCACAAUCUCCCACGCUCUCUCACGCGCUCUAUCACGCGCCUUCUCAUGCGCUCCCUCACGCACACUCUCACGCACUCUCUCUCUCUCGCGCUCUCUUUUGCGCACUAUCACACGCAUUCUCUCUCUCACGCGCUCUCUCUCACGCACUAUCACACGCAUUCUCUCUCUCUCACGCUCUCGCACGCUCUCACACGCUCACAUGUGCUCUCUUAUCCGCUCUCUCACGCGCUCUCACGCGCUCUCUCACGCGCCCUCUCACGCGCUCCUUCACGCGCUCUCUCACACGCUCUCUCAUGCGCACACGCUCUCCCUCGCGCUCCAUCUCUUUCUUCUUUAAAUGAAAGACCGGGAACGCACCUGAUAACCACGGUGCCUGAGAAAACAAGUCGCGCUCGCGCACGACCUUCCCUCGCGCACCAAUUCGCGCUUGCGCUCGUGCACCUGUCGUCGGAGGCGACGGCGGAGAGGGAAGGAGAGGCGACGGCGGGGAGUGGGGAGAGGCGACCGCGGGGAGGAGGGAGAGGCGACGGCGAGGAGGAGGGAGAGGCGAAGGCGGGGAGGAGGGAGAGGCGACGGCGGGGACGAGGGAAAGGCGACUCGGCGGGGAGGAGUGAGAGGCGACGGCGGGGAGGAGUGAGAGGCGACGGCGGGGAGGUAAGGGAGAGGAGAUGGCGGGGAGGAGGGAGAGGCGACGGCGGGGAGGAGGGAAAGGCGACGGCGGGGAGGAGUGAGAGGCGACGGCGGGGAGUUACGCGCCCGCCCUCGUCACUAGCGCCUGCCCGGGAUAGAAUGCCUCCCCUCGUCAUGCGUUUCCAUUCGUCACCCGCGUUUCCUUUCGUCACCCGCGUUUCCCUUCGUCACGUGCGUUUCACUUCGUCACGCGCGUUUCCCUUCGGCACGCGCGUUACCCCUCGUCACGUGCGUUUCUCCUCGUCACGCGCGUUUCCCCUUCGUCUCGCGCGUUUCCCCUCGUCUCGCGCGUAUCGCUUCGUCGCGCACAUUUCCGCCACUCGCGCCCGCGCCUUCCCGUCACGCGCGCUUCCCCUCGUUGCGCGCUCUCCUCCCCUCGUCACGCGCGUUUCCCCUCGAUACGCGCUAUCCUCCCUGGUCUCGCGCGCUUCCCCUCGUGAAGGGUCGAGGGGGAAAGAUAGAAGGGGGAGGAUGGAGGGGGAGGAACAGAGGGGGGAGGGCAGAGAGUGGGAGACAAAGGGUGAGAGCGGGUUCUUCCCUCACUCCCUCUCCCCAUCGACCUCAAUUUUCCCGGAGUGUUUACACCCCUCUUUAUUUGACCGACCUCCCUUUCUCCCACCAGCUCUGUUUACCCCGCAAUCCCUUAUCCUUUGCCUCACCUGCUUCCCCCCUCCCUCCUCCCUGCUUCCCCCCUCUCUCCACCCUGCUUCCCCCCUCCCUCCGCCCUGCUUCCCCCCUCCCUCCUCCUUGCUUCUCCCCUCCCUCCUCCCUGCUUCCCCCUCCUUCCUCCCUGCUUCCCCCCUCCCUCCUCCCUACUUUCCCCCUCCCACCGCCCUGCUUCCCCCCUCCCUAUGCCCUGCUUCCCCCCUCCCUCUGCCAAGCUUCCCCCCUCCCUUCGCCCUGCUUCCCCCCUCCCUCCGCCAGGCUUCCCCCCUCCCUCUGCCCUGCUUCCCCCCUCCCUUCGCCCUGCUUCCCCCCUCCCUCUGCCCUGCUUCCCCCCUCCCUCUGCCCUGCUUCCCCCUCCCUAUGCCCUGCCUCCCCCCUCCCUCCGCCAGGCUUCCCCCCUCCCUUCGCCCUGCUUCCCCCCUCCCUCCGCCAGGCUUCCCCCCUCUCUUCGCCCUGCUUCCCCCCUCCCCUUGCCCUGCUUCCCCCCACCUUCGCCCUGCAUACCCCCACCCUCAUAGAGGUAAGAGGGGGGACGGACGCGCAACAAGGGGGCAGCUCAGCAGUCGCUUUAAGCAUCUGGUGAUGCUGACGAUGCCAACCAGGAUGCUGCCUACUUCUCACCACAGCAGGACGUGCAGGCCAACUCAUUUCCCCGUUCUUCUACGCCGCCUUUCUCCCCCACACACCACCAGCAUUUCCCCGUUCUUCUACGCCGCCUUUCUCCCCCACACACCACCAGCAUUCCCCCAACUUGUCCGCCUCCCCACAUACCCACCUCCAUCUUCCACACGCAUCACCCACCUUCGACCCCACAAACUGCUCUCAUUCCCCCCCACAGACCGCCCGCCGUGCAACCCAAAUAUAUCCCUCCUUCCACCCUCCAUCUACCCUCUACCCAUCUCUCGCGUUCUUCUCUUCUCUCCCUUUCUCCUACUCGCUUACUCCUCUCACUCGCUCUCCUUCCCACUGGAUGGGACAGAGGGGGAGAGACAGGAGUGGAGGGACAGAUGGGGGGAGGGACAGAGGGGGGAAGGGACAGAAGCGGAGGGACAGAGGGGGAGGGGCAGAGGGGAGGAAGGACAGAGGGUGAUGGACAAAGGGAGAUGGACAGGAGGGGAGGGAGAGAUGGGGAGGGAUAGAGGGGAAGAGGCGCGCCCCCUCCCUCCUCCCUGCUUCCCCCAUUCAUCCUCCCUGCUUGCCCCCUCCCUCCUACCUGCCUCCCCCCACCCUCCCCCAUGGUUUUCCCCCACCCUCAGAGUGGAGCACGACCGAGAAGCCUUGCAGAGGGACUGGCGCAAUGUGCGCGGCGUGAGUCUGUUGUGCUUCCUAGUGGACCAUCUCUUCCCUCCAUCGUUACCUAUCAACCUCAUGGAUUUGGCAUCUUACUCCACCUCCACACCCCCCCACACACCACCCGCCUUCCCCCCUCAUAUUCACCUCCACAGCCCCCCACACACCACCCGCCUUCCCCCGUCAUAG